Messenger RNA from Habropoda laboriosa, 1086 nucleotides. RefSeq lists its product as uncharacterized. The transcript is spliced from 3 exons. Lineage: Eukaryota; Metazoa; Arthropoda; Insecta; Hymenoptera; Apidae. The record is from RefSeq and is a predicted model, not a curated record. Bases 1 to 1086 code for a protein of 361 amino acids.
AUGAGGGCAACCCAAGCCACAGAAAAUCUGAAAGUUGUCUCCAGAUCAUUAGGAAGAACUGGUGCGAACAAUGAAGAAAACCAAACACCGAAGAAGCAGAUUCCUUCGACAGAUUUAUAUUCAAAACGUGAUCUGUUUAAAAUGGAAAGAACUGAGAAUAUAAACGUGGACUCUUCAAACAGGAAAUCUAAAAUCUUAAGAAGUUUGGCUUUUCUAGCUGGUUUAAAUGUCGGUGAUUUGGUUGGUGCAGCAUCGUCGGAUGUAAAAACUACAUUUCCACCAUUCACUUUAACCGUCGGUGCUUCCAAAAUUUCACCUCAUAUUGCUGCGACUUAUGAUCCUUACCCUUAUGUGUCGCAACCUUACAUAUUCGUUACUCCCCCGAGACUUCACACGUUAUGGAAUUUGCUGACACAAAAUUCCCAAGUAUUAAAUCUGUUAGAUAACAACAAACAGUCUGACUUGUUAAACAAAGACGACGAGUACGUAGAUGAAGCAAAGAAAAUUGAAAAUGUGAAAACUGUGAGUAGUACCAAAGAAGAGGCAGACAAGAGUGUAGAAUUACAAAGAGAAGACGAUUGGAACGUAACAGAUAAGGUGUUUUCUGGUACUGCAUGCAAUCUACAGAAUGGAAAUAACAUGAAACGGGGUAACUUGUUGAAUGGACAGGGUCUACGAGCUGCAAGUCCAAUAGAACAACUUACUUCUGUAAACGCAACUAAUCAAAAUACAACUCAAAUGCCUGGUACGGCCCCAAAAAACGAAACAAAUAAUUCCUCGUUCUACGGCUACUACGAUGGACAUCCGCAAGAUAUAAAUUACAUCAGUUUCACUACGGAAACAUACGAUCCUAAAUAUCACGAUUACGAACGCAUUAAUUAUAAUCUGCCUUCCUAUGAGAGGCCUGUGAAUUUUUAUUCGGAUGAAAGUCACGACUAUCACCUCGUUCCACCAGACGAUCGUUAUCCGUCAAAUCAAUUUCAUCACGAGCAAAUUCCCGAAUAUCUGGCUAACGAUUUUAAGAAAUUUGUAUACUCACCGGAUAAUACACCAUUUACCAACAGUGAUUUCAGACCUCUAGUAUAG